ACCCCGUUUUAGGUGAUACAAGCCACCAUCUUUGAAAAGUUCGGGGAGGGGGUGGUUUAAAUCUUUGGGGGAAGGAUUUCCAUCCAAUUCUAUCCCGUUCUUUCACUUUCUCCUUCUUUAGUAGACACAACAAACAUGGGCAUUUUUGACGGAUCCAGCAACGAAAACAGUUUCGAACAAGAUAAUUACUCACCCACAUCCACUAGUUUAAAUGAAGAAAACUUUGGUGACAAUAGCUUUGAAAAACUUCCAGAUUUUAUGUCAACCGUAGCUUACGAUGCUCAAAGACUUCAACCCGUUGCUUUACAAGGAGGACUCGAUUUCUUACAGAUUGAAGGAGAACCUACAGGAAACAUGGGAGGAGGAUCCUUGGCUCCUUCCAGAGGAUGGUCGGAUGAUUUGUGUUAUGGCACUGGCACUACCUAUUUAGCAGGCUUGACUUUGGGUGGUGUAGUAGGUAUGGCAGAAGGUUUAAAAAAGAGUGCGGGUUCACCCAAUAUGAAGGUGCGUCUGAACACUACCUUGAAUUCUAUCACUCGUCGUGGACCUGGCAUUGGUAAUUCAUUGGGCGUCAUCGCCAUGGUUUAUAACGGUACAACAGCCAUGAUUGAUGCUUCGCGCGGUGAGCAUGACGUCUUUAAUAGUUUGGCUGGUGGCGCUGCUGCUGGUGCUUUAUUCAAAUCUACUGCAGGUCCUCGUGCUGCUUUGGUCUCUGCCGGUGUUUGUGCUGGUGUUGCUGGUGCCUGGUCCUUGUUGGUCUCUGCUUUCACUGACAACUAAAACAAAUCUCAAAUACCACACACACAACAUACACUCUUGUAAUAUUAUAGACUACCUUCUUAUUCUAAACCACAAUAUCUUUAUUCUACAAACCCUUCUCCAUUUCUGUAUAUUUCACAUGGGUCCCACCCUCCUCCUUUUGGAACUCGAAUUCUUAAUAAAAUGUAAUGCCAAAAAGCUGUAUUUAUUUUAAAUGACCGCAACCUUAAAAAAAGUCAGAGAGAGAGCGCUAAAAAAGUCCGAGCUAAAAAGUCGGUGCUUCAAAAGGUUUUAAUGCUAGUAAAGCAUUGACAGGGAAAGGAACCAGGACGUGGCGUUACAUAUGAUGCUCUUUCAUAAAGCGAC
This is a messenger RNA of Mucor mucedo, 1125 nucleotides long. RefSeq names its product Tim17/Tim22/Tim23/Pmp24 family-domain-containing protein. Gene Ontology annotation, biological process: protein import into mitochondrial matrix. Gene Ontology annotation, cellular component: mitochondrial inner membrane; TIM23 mitochondrial import inner membrane translocase complex. The coding region runs from base 136 to 780 and encodes 214 amino acids. NCBI's taxonomy places the organism in Eukaryota, Fungi, Mucoromycota, Mucoromycetes, Mucorales, Mucoraceae. Gene Ontology annotation, molecular function: transmembrane protein transporter activity. The record is from RefSeq and is a predicted model, not a curated record. The transcript has a single exon.